AUGACUGAUAAUAUAAUUGUUGUUGGUGGCGGUUUAGCUGGAUUAGCUGCAACUCUUGAAAUAUUAAAUCAUCAUGCAUCAAAUAAAGUGAUUUUAUUUGAAAAACAAAAAAAUUUUGGUGGAAAUUCUGCCAAAGCAUCAUCUGGUAUCAAUGCAUGUGAUACAAUUUUUCAAAGAAAUAAAGGAAUCGAUGAUAGUACUGAAGUAUUUAAAAUGGAUACUUUAAAAGCUGGUGAUAACACAAAUGACUAUGCAUUGGUUGAUUAUUUGGUACAAAAUUCUAAAGAUGCUUUACAAUUUUUAAUUGAUAAUAAUGUUAAAAUUGAUGAUGUUAAUUUGUGUGGUGGUCAUACAAUUCCAAGAACUCAUUGGGCCCAUUUAAAAGAAGGAAAAGCUAUUCCUAUUGGUUUUGCUAUCAUAAAAGCUCUUCAAGAUAAAAUUCUUGAAAUUAAAGAAAAACGACCAAAUGAUAUUGAAAUACAUCUUGAAUCAGAGGUUAUUGGAAUGACAACAUGGAAUGAAUAUGUAACUGGUGUUAGAUAUAGAGAUCCCACUAACCGUGACUCAAUUCUUGAAGUCAAUGGAAAAGCUGUUAUAUUAACUACUGGAGGUUUUUCAGCUGAUAAAAGUGAAGAUGAUUCAUUACUUAAAGAAUAUGGUAAACAUCCAUUAUUAGAACAUUUACCAACAACCAAUGGUGAUUUUGCUACAGGAUCUGGAGUUAAGAUAGCUCGUGCUAUGGGUGCACAACUUGUAGGAAUGGAAAAUAUUCAGAUACAUCCAACAUCUUUUGUUGAUCCUUCUAACAGAGAUGCAGGAACAAAAUUUCUUGCAGCUGAAGCACUUAGGGGUAAAGGAGCUAUCCUUGUAAAUUAUAAAGGAGAACGUUUUGCAAAUGAACUUGGUAGAAGAGAUUAUUUAAGUGAACAAAUUUUUAAACAUUGCAAUGAUAAAAAAUAUGAAAGAAUUGCUUUUAUGAUAAUUAAUAAUGAAGGUGCAGAAGGAUUUGGUCAACAAGCUUUUAAUUUUUAUUGGAAAGUUAAAAAGUUUUUUGAAAAAGUAGAGAAUAUUAAAGAACUAGCAAAAUUUAUUGGUUGUGAUGAAGAAGUUUUAAAAAAGACAUUUGAAAGUUAUAAUAAAAAUGUAGAUGGAAAAAAAGAUGAAUUUGGAAAAAUUGUUUUUCCUACCAAAUUUAAUUUGUCAGAAAAUUUGUAUGUUGCAAUGAUCACUCCAGCUAUUCAUUACACUAUGGGUGGUUUAAAAAUUGACACUGAAGGUAAAGUAUAUAGUGAUGUAACUAAAGAAACAAUAAAAGGAUUAUAUGCAGCUGGUGAAGUUACAGGAGGAGUUCAUGGAAAUAAUAGAUUAGCUGGAAAUUCAUUACUCGAAUGUGUUGUUUUUGGUAGAGCUGCUGGUAUCAGUGCAUUAACAUUAAAUUAUGGACAUAAUGAAUUGUAG
This is a messenger RNA of Strongyloides ratti, 1458 nucleotides long. Its product is annotated as FAD binding domain and Flavocytochrome c family and Succinate dehydrogenase/fumarate reductase flavoprotein, catalytic domain-containing protein. Bases 1 to 1458 code for a protein of 485 amino acids. The transcript has a single exon. Gene Ontology annotation, molecular function: FMN binding; oxidoreductase activity. Lineage: Eukaryota; Metazoa; Nematoda; Chromadorea; Rhabditida; Strongyloididae. The record is from RefSeq and is a predicted model, not a curated record.